UGCUCAUGUUUACAGUGUCGGUCUGAUGCGCUCGUCAGAUAACACUCCUUGGACAUCGUGUUUAUAAACACUAUUUUUUACGGGGUUUUCGGUCUUAGCUGAAAGCAUGGCAGACCCGGCCCGCGUGAAACCUGAAACGGGCACAUCAGUGGACAGACCCAAACCGGACGAGGGGUCCUGUGAGGGUCCGGAGGGCAGCAGUAAGACCUCUGACUCUGCUGUAAAAGAGGAGGACAAGAUGGUCAAUCAGAGGUCUGCUGAAGAUGCUGCCGCUGGUGAAGAAGAGGAGGAGGGAUCUUCAUCUCUUCAUCCUCCUCCUGCCAAAAAACUCAAAGUGGAGCCGCACGACAAGAAGAAGGAGAAACGGCAGAAAGUGGAUGAAGAUGAAAUCCAGAAGAUGCAAGUUUUAGUGUCAUCGUUCUCUGAAGAGCAGCUCAACCGCUAUGAGAUGUACAGGCGCUCGGCCUUCCCAAAGGCAGCCAUUAAAAGACUGAUUCAGUCCAUCACAGGAUCAUCGGUCUCUCAAAACGUGGUCAUCGCCAUGUCAGGGAUCGCCAAAGUGUUUGCUGGAGAGAUAGUUGAAGAAGCUCUGGAUGUGUGUGAGAAGUGGGGGGACACUCCGCCUCUGCAGCCCAAACACAUGAGAGAAGCUGUGCGGAGACUGAAGAGCCGAGAGCAGAUUCCCAGCUCCAAACACAAACACAUCCUCUUCCACUGAACACCAUGUCGGAGAAUCUAAUGGAGACAUGGCUGAGCAGCUGAUGUGGUGAUCGUCAUGAGCUUUAGAUUUGGUCUGCUCUGUUAUCUGCAUCAUACGGUGGCCACGAGAGAUUGAAACUGAAGUAAACGCGUUGAACUACAAAUAACAGCAGCAGAUUAAGAUUUGAUCCUCUUGGGUCUGACAGAAAAUUCUCAUAAUGUAAACACAGGAAGAAAAUGCAAUGUCACGAUGCGAACAAAUGAAGAAUCCGCAAUGCAAAUAAAUUGUGCAUUGUGAGGACUUGCUGUCAAACCCAUGAGGAUCUCGUCUUAAUCUGCUGCUGGGUUUGUAAUUGCAGCACCACUGGAGGAUCAAACUGAAGUGAAUGUGUUAUACAUGCUGAGCUAAGAUUAAUCACAUCCCCAAUAAGAGAAUUUAAGUGUGUGUGGGCUGUCUGUUUAUUAUCUAUAUAUAAAUACACACAUGGAUAUGAGAAAAUCUUGAUAUUUAGAUAUAAAAUGUGUGUGUUUAUUAUAUGAAUUGAAUUACCUUUGUUUCUAUGUGUGCGUGUGUCUCACAUAUACUAAUUAAAUAUAAAUAAAUAUAUAUAUAUAAUACACACGCACAUAUAUAUUGUGUAUGUCAACACAAACUUUUAUUUUGGAUGUGAUUAAGCAUUGCCCAGCACUGAUAUCUACAAUUAAUGCAUGCUAGUGAAGACAUUACAUGCAGUAUAUUUCACAUCUCCUCGCUGUAAAAUAUAGAAAUGAGGACUCUUUUUUUAUUAUGAAAUAUUUUGUAGCCUGAUGUUGCUUUAAUUCUGAAAUCAGUGUGUGUGAUGCCAGUUUUGAUGCCGUGUGUGUAUUGGAAAUGU
Messenger RNA from Danio aesculapii, 1574 nucleotides. It is a transcript of the gene taf11, whose product is annotated as TAF11 RNA polymerase II, TATA box binding protein (TBP)-associated factor. Gene Ontology annotation, biological process: RNA polymerase II preinitiation complex assembly; transcription initiation at RNA polymerase II promoter. NCBI's taxonomy places the organism in Eukaryota, Metazoa, Chordata, Actinopteri, Cypriniformes, Danionidae. The transcript is spliced from 6 exons. Bases 107 to 718 code for a protein of 203 amino acids. Gene Ontology annotation, molecular function: protein heterodimerization activity; transcription coactivator activity. Gene Ontology annotation, cellular component: nucleus; transcription factor TFIID complex. The record is from RefSeq and is a predicted model, not a curated record.